GAAUUUAGGGAUAUUUCAGUUUUGGGAUAUUACCUGUUUUGGAUGAGUGCAUUUCACCACAGAAAAUUAUUAGCGCAUUUCACCACUUAACAUCAGGGGCACGACAAUAACAGAACUGAGUAGUUAUUAGAGCCAAUGGGAAAAAAUAUGUUAAUAUAUAUAAAAGAGAGCCAAUGUACGUUAAAGCUAAUAUAAACAUAUAUAUUUAUAUGCAGGUGUUUUCUGGUUGGUUGGAAAAGUUCUUGUAUUCUAUGUAUGUACAUAUGUAUGUAUAUGCAAGUAGUUGGAUUCCUUCUAAUCCUAAUAUAUUUGGGUGGGGAAAUUGCGCCAAAAAUGAAAGUUGAAAAAGAAAUCGUCAACGGAAUUUUAGUUCUUAUAGAAUUUCGUCGAGAAAAGUUUAGCUCGGUCGCCAAUUCGUUUUCUAAGUGUUUUAAGUAAAUUUUAAAUAAUUUUAAUUAAAAAAUGGCUAGAGUUAGGAAGUGUCGCGUUCGCGAGUGUGAGACAGAAUCUUCCGGAAGAUUCUUCUCAUUCCCUAAAAGAGAGGAGGAGCUCCUGAAGUGGGUGGAAAAUUUACGCAUCCCACCAUCGCAGGAUUUACCCACCCACAAUGCAUUUGUUUGCAUUAAGCACUUCGAACAAAGUGCUGUGGGUGUGAAAAAGUUGAAGGCACAGGCUGUGCCCACCCUAAACCUUGGAUACGACGAACCCCCUAAGCAUUUGUGGACGACUCAAUUGCCGGUUCGAAGGUGCUGCAUUUCGAAUUGCGUUAACAGGCAGAAAACGCUCUACAAAUUUCCUAAAGAGAAAGAUGUUCGAGAAAGUUGGGCAAAGGCUUGCAACUUAGUUGUGUCGCCUUCCGAUAGUCUUUUUAUUUGUCGUAACCAUUUCGAUUCGCAGUACGUUACCAAAUUCAAACUAUUGCCUGGGGCUUUUCCCUGUUUCAGAUUAGGUUCAGCACUAAGUCGUAGCUCAUCUAGUGCUGACUCAAUUUGGGUGUGCCCGCCCGUUUCUAAAACUUAUGGUUGUCCUGAGGUAGCUGUAGGAAGUAAAGAAGAGAAGGACGACAUAACUUUGAGGGAAUUCGAAACAUAUUCAAUUUUAGAACAAAGGAGAUUAGAAUUAGAACCCCAAAAUGACGACGUAGGCUAUGCAUUAGAUAGUCGUGAACGAUUUGCUCGAUCGGCACGUUACUAUCAAAGUAAUGCGCUUAAAUUGAAUAAGAAGAUCAAAGAGUUGGAGGAUAUUAUUAAAGAUUUGGAAAAAAGGUAUCAAGACCUUAGUAAAUGUGCAAUAGUUGCGGAUGUAAAUUCAAGCAAAGAUGCUGUAACAUUCGCUAGGAUGAUCGUCGCGAAGCGCACUAUUUUCAGUGACGAUGAAAGGGCAUUGGCACAAAACAUUAAUUACAUGUCCAAUAAAUCAUAUUAUUUUAUGCGUGACGAUUUAGGUUUCGCUUUACCAAGCAAGAGCUCUCUAUUGCGAUGGCGCCCCAUAAAGUAUGUUGUCCCUGGGUUCGAUGCCAAUGUCUUGGGAAAUUUAGAAAAAAUUACAAAAAAAUGUCCGUUUUAGAACGAAAUUGCGUUCUACUAUUUGAUGAAAUAUCAAUUAAGACCGACCUAACAUACAAUAGAGUUAGGGAUGUUAUUGACGGGUUUGUGGAUUAUGGGGAAGGCCAUCGUGAAAUGAAAUUAGGUAGUAAGUGUUGUUUUUUCAUGAUAAAAGGGUUGAGUUCCAAUUGGAAAUAUGUGUUUUCAUAUUAUAUUUCCAAAAGUGGACUUCCUACAUUCAAAUUACAUGAAAUUUUGAAUAAGAACAUCACAGCACUAAAGUCGAUUGGUCUAAACGUAAAAGCUUUAGUCUGUGAUCAAGGGCCCACUAAUAUUUCAGUUAUGAAUUAUUUAAAUAUUUCUGAAGAAAAACCCUUUUAUUUGCACGAAGGUUCCAAGAUAUAUUGUUUAUAUGACUAUUGCCAUCUUUUUAAGUCCGUCCGAAACACAUUUAUGAAAUAUGAUAUUUCAACUCCAGAUGGAAUAGCCAGCUUUAAAGUUAUAAAAAAACUUUACUCCAUAGAUCAGGACAAUACAUGUUUCAAGAUAUGUCCAAAACUCACAGAGGCCCACGUAUAUCCUAGCGUUUUUGAAAAAAUGUCCGUAAAACGUGCAACCCAAGUUCUGAGCAAUUCGGUUGCGGCUGGCAUAGAAAUGGCCGAUAGCCAAAAUUUAUUCGGCUCCGACGAAUAUAUAUUAAAAUGUGCAAAGCCUACGCAGUUAUUUGUUAAAAAAAUGAAUGAUCUGUUCGAUGAUCUAGACUGCAAAAAUUUUGUUUCAAAAAAUCCCUUAAAAUAUCCGUUAUUAAAGAACGACUCCGGGAAGGUCCAACGCCUCUAUGAAUACAUUAAUUAUUUCAAAUCAAUCAAACUUCCGAGCAUUGCUCAAAGUAGGUGUAUAGGUGGGUUCUGUUCCACAAUUGUUGGAAUGAUUCAGUUGAGCCAAGAAUUAUUUAGGGAUCAAAAGGAAUUAAGUUUUAUAUUCCUUGGGAAAAUGAAUCAAGAUGCGUUGGAAAAUUUUUUUUAUAGAGUCCGGGCUAGCCAGGGUAUCAAUACCCAUCCGUCUGCCAAUGAGAUACAAUAUAUAGUAGGUCGUUUAAUUUCGAUGAAAAUUUUGAGGCAAAAGUUUCAAAAUAAGGGGGCUAAUUGUGAGGAUGAUGACGACAUAAAUUUAGAUUGGAACUUAGGCCCCGAAGAUCGUCAUCUAGAAGUACAGGGAGUUGAACACGAAUCUGAGCAACUCGACCUGGAAUCGUUUACUAUUCCAGACGAAAACUUUGUUGAAGAGGACGACACAGCUGACGUCCAUAUCAAGCGGUAUUACACUGGCUAUGGUAUUUACCAAAAAAUUUUGUGUAAAAUCCAUUGCGAAAAAUGCGCUAAGGCAAUGACGAAGACACAAAGUGAUUUAUCGCUUUAUUCGGAGGCCCUAAUCAAAGCGAAAAACUAUAAGGAUGACGCGGAUUUAAGGCUAGUCAAUCCAAGUGAUAGGGUCUUCGAAGUGUGUCGACUGCAGAUGAUGUGGUACGUCAACCUUUUCAACAAAUAUGCUCACAGUUCAAAUGUUCGAUGUCUGAUGUUGUCCGCAAUUAAAGAAAAAACGGAAAAUGUUUUUCCUGAGUGGUUUGACCCAACCGAUGAGUGUUUUACUCAUAAAAUUAAGUUGUUAGAAUAUUUGGUAACGGUACUUUUAUUCAAAAACUCGAAAUGGUUAGUAAAAGAAGAAAUUAAUAAUGAACGACAUCGGAAGCGCGAUGCUAAACUAAAAAAACUAAACUUUUUCUUCUAUUUUCAGGUUUAUCUUGUUGUAUUUUCAGGUACUUUUUUCUUCUUCUUAUUUUUUUCCUUUUUAGCUUUGCAACUGAGCUUAGCUUUUUUAAACACAAAUGUUGUUUCCAUCUUGUUUAAGUGCAACAUUUGUUUUUAAAAAAGCAAGUGAAAUUCAAUGACUUUUUUAUAUAUUAAGUCGUGUGAGAAAUUUCCAUUUCAAAUGGACAAUUUCGUAAUUCUGCAUUAUAAUUUUUUUAACACUUUAAACUUGCUUAUACAUUUUAUACAAAAUCUUUAAAUUGUUAAUUUUAAAUAAUAAUAAAUCAAUAAAAUUUGCAUAUAAGUAUAUUCUGAAAACAAUAACCUUGACU
Molecule: messenger RNA, 3684 nt
Organism: Bactrocera neohumeralis
Lineage: Eukaryota; Metazoa; Arthropoda; Insecta; Diptera; Tephritidae
Exons: 3
Coding region: 1479-3470 (663 amino acids)
Source: RefSeq, a predicted model, not a curated record